Copidosoma floridanum is the source of this 3563-nucleotide messenger RNA. RefSeq names its product Rab escort protein (gene Rep). Gene Ontology annotation, cellular component: cytoplasm; nucleus; Rab-protein geranylgeranyltransferase complex. Gene Ontology annotation, biological process: protein geranylgeranylation; intracellular protein transport; vesicle-mediated transport. NCBI's taxonomy places the organism in Eukaryota, Metazoa, Arthropoda, Insecta, Hymenoptera, Encyrtidae. The record is from RefSeq and is a predicted model, not a curated record. Gene Ontology annotation, molecular function: GDP-dissociation inhibitor activity.
UUGUGCUAAAUGCUUAUUAAUUAUUAUUGCUAUAAAAAACAAAGGCAGUUAUCUUAGGUAGCUAUACUUAUAGCGCAUCUAUUUGGCAGUGCGAGUGUGGUGAGAGCCCGGGUACACAAAUGUAAGUGUAAAGCAUUAACUUUAUUCGAAAUGUUCUGAAUGACAAGGUGCUGAUGGCAUCCUGGAUCCUGGCAAAGCGAACCAGCGACAAGUAAAAUAUAUAAUUGCUGUGCUACACAUAAUACAUUUAUACGUAUAUAAUACGCACAAGAAGUCAGUCAGCCUCAGCCCUCAGCUUUAGCUACAGUAUACAUACGGCCACCGUAUAUCCUCUCUGAUUAGGGUAGAGGUAGAGGCGUCGCCAGUAGACACCGCUGAUUACAUACAUCAGAGAAGUCAUACACGGCACAGCAGGACGAUGGAGGACGAUCUGCCAACUGAGUACGACGUCAUCGUCGUCGGGACAGGAAUGACAGAAUCUAUUGUUGCUGCUGCAGCAAGUAGAAUUGGCAAGAAGGUUUUGCACUUGGAUAGUAAUGAAUAUUAUGGGGGAUUGUGGGCCACUUUUAAUUUUGAUGGCUUGCAAAAGUGGAUGGAAGAUCUCAAGGCAAGUAAAAAUGAUACCCGGGACUUUGUACCAGAUUUAAAUGAUGGGGAAAAAUUUUUGAUGGCUAGCAACCAGUAUUCCACAGUAAAAAAUAUCAUUGAGGAAUGGUUCAUUUCACGUGACUCUGAUUUACCUGAGGUUUUGUCAAAAGACACACAAACUGAAGGUUCAAGUGAUGCAGCUGUUGAUGGUGUUGAAAAAUCUGAUGAGGAUAAAAAUGACAAGAAAGAAACGAAACACUGGAGCAUAGAUCGCAUAAAAAAAGAGUACAGAAAAUUUAACAUUGAUCUCGCACCCAAGCUUCUUUAUGCUAGAGGUGACCUGGUGGAGUUAUUGAUAUCAAGCAAUAUCGCUCGUUAUGCAGAGUUCAGAGCAGUGUCCAGGGUUGCUACCUUCAUGGAUGAUAAACUUACUCAGGUUCCAUGCUCUCGAGCUGAUGUGUUUGCCAAUAAAACUGUCAGUGUUAUUGAGAAGAGAAUGCUUAUGCAGUUGCUUACAUCAUGCAUGGAUCAAGGAGUUGAUAGUCCAGAGUUUGAUGGAUUCCGUGACGCAACGUUUUUAGAAUAUUUGAACACCAAAAAUUUAACACCAAUUGUUAAGCAUUACGUCAUGCAAGCCAUAGCUAUGGCCACUAAUAAGACAUCUUGUAGGGAUGGAGUCAAUCGUACAAAACACUUCCUCAACAGCCUUGGACGUUAUGGCAACACACCUUUUUUGUGGCCUAUGUACGGUAGUGGAGAACUACCACAAUGUUUCUGCAGAUUAUGCGCUGUUUUUGGUGGAGUAUAUUGCUUGAAACGUCACCUGGAUGGUGUUGCAGUGAGUGACGAUAAAUGUAAAGCUAUUUUAACUGGAAAACAAAGGCUAGCCCUGGAGCAUCUUGUUGUUGGGCAAGGUCACUUGCCCCCAGAAAUUGUUGCCUCAACUGGAGAAAAUGAAAUUUCUCGUGGUAUUUUUAUAACCGAUAGAUCGAUUAUGCAAGGAGAGAAAGAAAAUUUGACUCUUCUGUACUACCCACCAGAAGAAGCUGGUCAAGAAGCGGUCACGAUUAUUGAACUAGGGCCUUCAACAAAUGCUUGUCCACAAGGACUUUACAUGGUUCAUAUGACAUGCAAACGUACGAAAACAGCUAAAGAAGACUUGGCUUACGUUGUUGAAAGAUUUUUGCAUGCCCAGACUCUGGAAAAAAACGUGUCUCGUACACCAACAGAUUCGCACACACAAACUUUCUCUACUGAUCAGCAAUCAGCUGAGAAAAGCGACAAAGAAAGUAAAGAAGAUACUGCCGGAAUUCCUAUGCCUCAAGUAUUAUGGGCUUUGUACCUCAAUUUACCAGCUAGUGAUAUUAAACUUAACGAUUCAGCUCCAAGCAAUAUUCACUUGUGUUCUGGUCCUGACCUAGAUUUAGAUUUUGAUUUCGCUGUCAAUCAGGCAAAAGAAAUUUUCAAAGCUAUGUAUCCAAGCGAAGAUUUCUUGCCACGUGCCCCAGAUCCAGAGGAAAUUGUUCUAGAAGGUGAGGAGGCGCCUGGUCCAAAAUUUGAAGGUGAUAAUUUGUCAGGAGAAAACGAGAAGCAAGACUCAGAAAAAGCUGAAAAAGAAAAAUAAGCGUACAUGAAAGAAGAAUAUUCUACUUAUUCUACUUGCUUAAUUACACUUACCGCAAGUUUUAACACUGAAAAUUCUAUUGAAUUAAGUCAGUUUAUUUUAAAUCCUUACUUGUGAUUUUACUUUGCAAAGUUGUUUUUUAUGCUUUAAUUAAUUAAAAAAUACAAUCAGGAAUUUGUAUUACCACUGUGAAUUUUGCAGGACCACGGUCUGCAGCUUUACUAUCUCCAUAUUAUUAUUACAAUAUGUAUUUUGAAUGUAAGUUCAAGAAUUACUAGAGAAUGGAGUAUCAUGUCACACUUCAUAUCAUAUAUUAAUAUAUAUAUUUCUCUAAGUUCACAAAAUCAUGGGUUAAAACACUAGUUUGCAGUGACGUUUAUGUAAUCGCAUGCUUUUACUUAUAUUUUCGCUAAGAAAAAAAAAUCUUUCCAAGCUUCGACUUGAAAAAGCACAUUUUGUAUUCUUUAAUGUGAACAAAUAGGUUGUUACUAACUUACUUAUUAGUUUCUUUAAAGAGUGAUCAGCGACUUUGCUAUAAACAUUUUUACAAUCUGUUGAGUUAUUGAUUUUCGAAUAUUUAAGUUUCACUUUGUUUUGUACACUUUUUGCAUCAGAAAUUUGUCAUCUCAGUAUAAUUAGGUAUUUAAUAAAUGGACAUUAUUUCACCCUGAUUGAAAAAAUAAAUUCAAAAUGAAUAUUUGCCUUAUACAUAAUUCUAACUAAAAAGCAUUACCAUAAUAUUACAUACUCUGUGAAGAGUAGACAUAAAAUGUAUUUAUUUACGUUUCCUAAUUAUUAAUAUUUUAGUUACAAGUUGCAAAAAUUUUCAAAGGCUGUGAGAAAGUAGAGUGUAAAAAAUGAAUAGUUCUUAUGUGAUGAGAACUUUUAGACUAAAGAGUUAAUACCGUACAGCAAGACGCUGAUCACUCCAUCACCUAUUUUUAUUUCUCAUUUUGUUUGUUGAAGAUAAAUUCCAAAGAAUUUUAAAAGUACAUGAGGAAAAAAAAAAGAAACAAAUGCUUCAGUGUUACGCAUGAUGAAUACAACUAAGAUUUAAUUUUGUAUUCUGUAGGCAUUCCAAACUUCUUUUCUGUCUCCAAAAAGUACUUUACUUUUACUGUGAUUUUUUGCACUUCGAAACAUAUUAAGCAGUUUGCUUGUAUGAUUUUUAAAUUAUUUAUUGUAUCAAAGAAUGAAUUUUCGUCGGUAUUCAAUUAUGAUUUAUAAAUAAUAGAGCGCAAAUUAUUUAUAGGAGUUAUGUCGUAUAUUUUUACAAAGUGCAUCGAUUUUGACUUACUUUGUAACAUGUCCAAGUACCGCAUUUUUUAAUAAUAAACAAACGUGACGACGA